CAUGGGAAAACUAUAAAGCAAUUUGUAGGCCUUGAUGUCACCGCUACCUUCUCACGGUUGCGUGAUCCUGGGACGGCGCUGAGGCGGUUUGAUCCCCUGGGACUAGAAAACAUCUGCCAUGUCAAACAAAAUUCCCGUUUUACAAGUCUUAGACAUCGUGUUGCUGAUCUGGAAGGCCUCGGAGCGCAGGUCUGUGGCUCCCUACUACACCUGCUUUCCCUCGACCUCUCAAACAACAGUAUCGCCAACGUCACCUCUCUUGACCUCGCCACAUACCCGUCUCUGCAGGAUCUCAACCUCUCUCACAACGCCCUAAAAAAAUUCCCUCUCAACAUAACCGAUCUAUUGCCUAGACUCAAGACUCUGAACGUCAGUUCCACUUCCAUAAGAAAUUUAACCAGUGGGACCUCGGGACUGUGUAUUAUUUUCGGAGACAACUCUAUGGUGAACUGCAGCCACGGUCAAGGCGGGGAAAAGGAAGGUCAAGGGAAGCCCGAGGUCCUCUGGCAGGUGAACUGCAGCCACGGUCAAGGCGGGGAAAAGGAAGGUCAAGGGAAGCCCGAGGUGAACUGCAGCCACGGUCAAGGCGGGGAAAAGGAAGGUCAAGGGAAGCCCGAGGUCCUCUGGCAGAACUGCAGUUGCCCAGAUCAUACAAUCUCGAUAAUAGUCAGUGCCGCCAUCAUCAUAGCAGUCAUAUUCUGCGUGUGUAUCAUGUAUGUCAGGCGUUGGUACUCCCCUGGAGGAUACACCACGAAGGAGAUUGAAGGCACGAGUGAGUGCAAGUACUCAGUGUUCGUUGUCCACUCCUCAAAAGACCAUGAGAUGGUUCGAGAAAACCUUAUCAUACCACUUUUCCAACGCGGAUACAGUGUAGCCUGGCACGAGAAUGCGUUUGUUCCCGGGGCGUGGAUAUUGGAGAACAUAGAGAGAGCGGUGAGAAAUUCGGAAAAGAUGGUGGUCUUUGCAACUGACAAUCUUGCAACAAGCAGGUGUUCUCUGCAAGAGAUUCGUCGCGGGCGUUGCGAGGAAAUGGACAGAGAAGAAUUCAAGGUUAUGGCUUUGGUCACGAAAACGCUACCGAGGGUGCUGGCGAAGGACCUGUACGAGGUCGUCGCCCUGCGCACGCACAUCCAGUACAGCGACAGAGACUACAUCGAGAAGAUCUGCCGCUUCCUGCGCCCCCCGCGACCGGCUCCGGUGCAGGACGCCCCCCUUUUGAGCGCCACCAAUAUCCGGUCGCAUCUGGAUCGCUUUGAUGAAAUGCGGAGAGGACACAGGGAUCGGAGCAUGUCUGAGGUAGUGCAUUUGCAUCGCGAUAAUGAGGGUUAUGUCAUCGACCAGUACACCGCGUCUAUCAACAAAGGAGCGAGGGUGUCACCCUGGUCACAGAUGUCGCAAGAGGAUCGGGUUCAGAUGCUUUUAAAAUACACGAAGAGCCCAGAAAUGCCGACAGAAAGCUACGCAGAAACAAGGAGUGUAAGCUACGUGUUAAUGGAUCAGGAAAACGACGGUAACGAGGAUGAAGAUUCGUUCCAGUUGGUCACUUCCUCCAGGUUCUUCAUCACAAGAACUUCCUGUCGGUUCUGAGAGGGAGAGGGAGAGAAAGCAAGAGAGUGAGUGAGAGUGAAUGAGAGAGUAGAAGAGCGAGAGAGCAACAGAGCAAGAAAAGAGAACAAGAGAGCGAGAGAGAGAGAGAGACAGAGAUAGACAGAUAAAGAUAGAAAUAUAUGUAUAUGUAUAUAUAGAGAGAGAUCAAGAGAGCAAGAUGGAGAGAGAGAGAUCAAGAGAGUAAGAGAGUAAAAGAGAGAGAGAGUGAGCAAGAGAGGACGAGAGAGAGCAAGAGAAAAAGGGAGAGCGAGAGGGCAAGAGAGAGAGAGAGCAAAAGAGAGAAAGAGUGCAAGAGCGAGAGAGGGGGGGGGGAGCAAGGAGGGAGAGAACAAGAGAGAAAGAGCGAGAGACAAAUUGUCUAUAUAUCUACUUGUAUGCAUGUGCAUCUAGAAUCGCAUACAUUUAAUGAUACAAUCAAAUUAUACAAUUGCCUGUAAGCUAGCUAUUAUGUUCACCCAUUGGUUUGUCUAUCUGUAUGUCUGUCUGUCGAUGCAUUAUCACGCAUAUAUACAUGGAGAGAGAGAGAGUGAGAAAGAGAGAGCGUGAAAGAGAGAGAAACAGAGUGAAAGAGAGAGCGAGAGAAAGAGAAAGAGAGAGAGCAAGAGAGCGAGGGAAAACAAGGGAGCAAGAGAGGACAAGAGAGAGAUGUGUAUGUAUAUGUACCUGUUAGUGUGAAUAUACCUUUUAGUUAAUAUUGGA
Messenger RNA from Penaeus indicus, 2307 nucleotides. RefSeq lists its product as uncharacterized. The transcript is spliced from 17 exons. Gene Ontology annotation, biological process: toll-like receptor signaling pathway; inflammatory response; immune response. Gene Ontology annotation, molecular function: transmembrane signaling receptor activity; protein binding. NCBI's taxonomy places the organism in Eukaryota, Metazoa, Arthropoda, Malacostraca, Decapoda, Penaeidae. The annotation marks the transcript as partial. The record is from RefSeq and is a predicted model, not a curated record. Gene Ontology annotation, cellular component: plasma membrane.